AUGUCAUUCCCCAGUGUUUUCUUUUCUUUCAUAGCAUUACAUUCAGUGAGUACCCACAUGUAUGCCUUUUUUUUCUUAUUAAUACUUAGGUCCAGUAAAAGUGGGAUCCUUAGCUACUUCAGUAAUUAUUCUUCUUAUAAUUGCCUCAACAUUUUUUUUUCUUUUGUAAAUCUUUUGUCCCUUGUAAUUAUCUAUUUCAAUCUGUUCGUAUCUAUCUAUCUAUCUAUCUAUCUAUCUAUCUAUCUAUCUAUCUAUCUAUCUUCCUCAGUUUGUUCCUAUCUAUCUAUCUAUCUAUCUAUCUCAGUCUGUUCGUAUCUAUCUCUGUUUGUAUCUAUCUAUCUAUUUCGUUGUUCGCAUCUAUCUAUCUAUCUAUCUAUCUAUCUAUCUAUCUAUCUAUCUCAGUUUGUCCCUAUCUAUCUAUCUAUCUUCCUCAGUUUGUUCCUAUCUAUCUAUCUAUCUAUCUAUCUAUCUAUCUAUCUAUCUAUCUAUCUAUCUAUCUCAGUCUGUUCGUAUUCAGCGGGCUUAACGAACUCUCAGAUAAUGAUCCUAGUAUACAUUACGUUGACAAUCUAUCUAUCUAUCUAUCUAUCUAUCUAUCUAUCUAUCUAUCUAUCUAUCUCAGUUUGUUCGUAUCUAUCUAUCUAUAUUUUUCUUCUUUUUUUUAAGCUCUGUUCUUAUCUAUCUAUCUAUCUAUCUAUCUGUUUCAGUCUGUUCGUAUCUAUCUAUCUAUCUAUCUAUCUAUUUCAGUCUGUUCGUAUCUAUCAAUCUAUCUAUCUAUCUAUCUAUAUAUUUCAGUCUGUUCGUAUCUGUCUAUCUAUCUAUCUAUCUAUCUAUAUAUCUAUUUCAGUCUGUUCGUAUCUAUCUAUCUAUUGCACUCUGUUCAUAUCUAUCUAUCUAUUUCAGUCUAUCCAUAUCUAUCUAUCUAUUUCAGUCUGUUCGUAUCUAUCUAUUUAUCUAUCUAUCUAUUUCAGUCUGUUCAUAUCUAUCUAUCUAUCUAUCUAUCUAUUUCAGUCUAUCCAUAUCUAUAUAUUUCAGUCGUAUCUAUCUAUUUAUCUAUUUCAGUCUGUUCAUAUCUAUCUAUCUAUCUAUCUAUCUAUCUAUCUAUCUAUCUAUUUCAGUCUACCCAUAUCUAUCUAUUUCAGUCGUAUCUAUCUAUUUAUCUAUCUAUUUCAGUCUGUUCAUAUCUAUCUAUCUAUCUAUCUAUCUAUCUAUUUCAGUCUGUUCGUAUCUACUAUUUCAGUCUGUUCAUAUCUAUCUAUCUAUCUAUCUAUCUAUCUAUCUAUCUAUUUCAGUCUAUCCAUAUCUAUCUAUUUCAGUCGUAACUAUCUAUUUAUCUAUCUAUUUCAGUCUGUUCAUAUCUAUCUAUCUAUCUAUCUAUCUAUCUAUCUAUCUAUCUAUCUAUCUAUCUAUCUAUUUCAGUCUAUCCAUAUCUAUUUCAGUCGUAUCUAUCUAUUUAUCUAUCUAUUUCAGUCUGUCCAUAUCUAUCUAUCUAUCUAUCUAUCUAUCUAUCUAUCUAUCUAUCUAUUUCAGUCUACUCAUAUCUAUCUAUUUCAGUCGUAUCUAUCUAUUUAUCUAUCUAUUUUAGUCUGUUCAUAUCUAUCUAUCUAUCUAUCUAUCUAUCUAUCUAUCUAUCUAUCUAUCUAUUUCAGUCUAUCCAUAUCUAUCUAUUUCAGUCGUAUCUAUCUAUUUAUCUAUCUAUUUCAGUCUGUUCAUAUCUAUCUAUCUAUCUAUCUAUCUAUCUAUCUAUGUAUCUCAGUCUGUUUGUAUCUAAUAGGUGUAGAUAGGUUCGCCUAUCGUUCGGUGUACACUUCUCCUCGUUCUUUUAAGCAGGAGUAG
Acanthosepion pharaonis is the source of this 1836-nucleotide messenger RNA. The record is from the annotation of a GenBank genome assembly. Lineage: Eukaryota; Metazoa; Mollusca; Cephalopoda; Sepiida; Sepiidae.